Molecule: messenger RNA, 1464 nt
Organism: Geosmithia morbida
Lineage: Eukaryota; Fungi; Ascomycota; Sordariomycetes; Hypocreales; Bionectriaceae
Product: cellulase
Exons: 2
Coding region: 1-1464 (487 amino acids)
Biological process (GO): carbohydrate metabolic process
Molecular function (GO): hydrolase activity, hydrolyzing O-glycosyl compounds
Source: RefSeq, a predicted model, not a curated record
AUGCGAUCAGUCACCGGACUCACGGGUGCAGCCCUCAUCAGCAUAGCCGCGGCCCAGCAUAUCGGCAAGAAUCCGGAGCUGCACCCCAAGCUGUCGACGUGGGAGUGUUCGUGGCAGGACGGAUGCCGGGAGAAGAAGACCAGCGUGGUGCUGGACGCACUGGCACACCCGGUUCGCCAGGUCGACCACCCGCAGUACAACUGCGGCGACUGGGGCAGCAAGCCCAACGAGACGGCGUGCCCGGACGAGAAGACGUGCCAUGACAACUGCGUCAUGGAGGGCAUAUCGGACUACGAGCAGGUCGGCGUGACGACGGACGGGUCUAGCAUCCGUCUGGACAUGCUCUCGGACAACGGCACCCUGUACAACCCUCGCGUCUACCUGCUGUCCGAGGGCGAGACCGAGUACGAGAUGCUGUCGCUCGCCGGCAAGGAGUUCACCUUUGACGUCGACGUGUCCAAGCUGCCCUGUGGCAUGAACGGCGCCGUCUACCUUUCCGAGAUGCCGUCCGACGGAGGCAUGGGUGGACUCAACGAGGCGGGUGCCUACUACGGCACGGGGUACUGCGAUGCUCAGUGCUAUACUACUCCGUUCAUCAGCGGAAAGCCCAACAUCAAGGGUCGCGGCGCCUGCUGCAACGAGAUGGACAUCUGGGAGGCCAACUCUCGGGCAUCCAACAUCGCCUCGCACCCGUGCAACCGGACCGGCCUGUUCGAGUGCGAAGGCGACGAGUGCGGCAAGCAAGGCUCCUGCGACAAGAUCGGCUGCACGUACAACCCGUACAAGCUGGGCAACCGGGACUCGUACGGACGCGGGUGGCGCAAGGCGCUGGACACGACUCGGCCCUUCACCGUCAUCUCGCAGUACCCCCUGAACGACGACGGCUCGCUGCAUUCGUACCGCCGGUCCUACAUCCAGGACGGACGCUUCAUCCCCAUGGGCGAGGUGCGCUUCGACAACCUGCCCAAGGUCAACUACCUGACCGAAGAGCUGUGCGAGGCCACCAAGGCGGACAAGUACCUCGACCUCGGCGGCCACAAGGCCAUGGGCGAGGCCAUGGAUCGCGGCAUGGUGCUCGCCCUGAGCAUCUGGUGGGACGACCAGGACCACCUCCAGUGGCUCGACGGCGCCCCCUCCGGACCCUGCAACGAGACGGAGGGCAUGCCCGAGAAUAUCCGCAAGAACCACCCCGGCACCGAGGUGACGUUCAGGAAUAUCCGUUGGGGCGAUUUGGGAAGUACCUUUUCCCUCGGCCUCGGGAACUGCACCGUCAGAGACGGCGGGGACGAGGCAAACCUGCCACUCGUUUCCGUGCCUGACCGUCGUCGUGGCGUGCGACAGGUUGAGCAUGGGCGGCAUGUACACGAGCAUGUGCACGGGCACGCGCAUGGGCACGUACAUGGCAUCGGACACGCACACGGACAUGCCCACGAUCUGUUCCGGGCACCGUCAGGAUUGCUUUAA